GAGCAUUUCUAGUGUUCUUGGCUUUUGACCGGGGCUUCGGAUGUGCCACGCCGCGUUUGCGGAAAGAUGCCCAAGCUCGCGGAGUCCCAGUCGGCACCGCUGCUGCGGCCGGACUCCCUGCCACGGCUCCACAGCUCAACAUUCCCCUUGAACAUUGCUGGCCUUGAUCGUUGUGAACUCCAGGGCAGUGAGCGAGUGGGGAAGGCCGAAGAGUACAUGUACUUGCAAGUCAAGCGCUGUCAUUGGCCACAACUAAGCCCAGAUUGCAAACUGUGGACUUUGCGAGACUUCGCGCUUCAGCACUCCAAUUGGGACUCCUUCACCGACAAGGGCAAGCUGCGGGUCAUCUAUGAGCUUGGAUCACUCCUUUGUGAGUCUGGUGACAAGCUCAAGGAGGAUGCGAUGCUUAAGGCACGCAACGAUCUGCAGCUUGCGGUUACAGAGGCUCGGCAGCUUCCCCGCGUGGUGCGCUCCGACAAGCUUCGAGCUACCGCGGUGGCCGGGCUCUGCGAGGGCUUGAACCUCCCCAGUGCGGCGCGGCGCCUGAAGGAGGCCCUUGGCGCGGCCAAGCACGAGGAAUUUGAGGUCGGACACAUCCAGAACCUCGCGAAGAAGUUCCGUUUCAGGGGCUACAUUGAGAAGAUUGAAGACAGGUCACUGACCAUCGGACAGCUUCGAAAAGUGCUGAAGUUCUGCCAAGAAGCUUGCCACCAUUGGAGCGAGGGGAGAGAAGAGGUUUCGACGGAUAAAGCGCUCACCAUGGAUGUCCUGAACUUGUACCACAUCGAUCACUGGCUCAUUUGGCCAGCCACGGAGGCAUCUCGAAGUUCCUUUGUGGAACUCCUGGCGGAUCAGGAACAGCGAGCUCAGUGGUGUGUGAGCCACUGUUGGUCUCAGCCGCACGCAUCCUUUGUGGAGUGCAUCGGCCAGCACGUAAAGACGAGGGGUUUGCAUCGAAGAACCAACUUCUGGAUCUGGGCCUAUGCCCACAGGCACUACUGCUCUAGCUUGGAGGCUCCGGAGUCCGGCUUUUACCAGUCCUUAGAAGCAGCAGAGAGUCGGCUCCUGCUGGUUCUGCAGGAUGUGAAUUCGGCUGGCGAGGUCGCCGGAUCCAUGCCCUUCGACAGACUCUGGUGUAUGUUCGAGGUGAUGCACUCCCUGGAUAGCAGCUCCGGCAAGGGAAUGGCCAGAGCUCCCCUGGACGUUGCAGUCUUCAAUGGCAGCAAGGCAGCAAUCCUUACCUAUGGCCUCACAGAUGCAGAAGAGGCCAUGGACUGCCGCUUCCCGGGGAGUGGUGCUGCUGCCAAGGCAGCCAGGGAGCAGGACUUCCCGGUGUCCGUGGUCGCUGGGAGCCUCCAGCAGCGAGUCGAGACGGCGCAGAGCGAGGAUGGGCACAGUGGAACCUACGACGCGGCGCGGCGUGUGCAGGGUGUUUGGCCAAAUAUGAGCCAAGCCCUGGUAAACAUGCAGGUUGACGGAGUGCCGGACUACAACGCAAUCAACGCCAGGCUGAGCGGCUUUUUCGCCCUGGUCUUCCUGAGGAAGAUCUUUGAGGACCGUCCUGAAAGCGAAGAGUUGGCUGAGCUGAAGGACCUGGCAGCAAGGGCCUUGGCCCAAGACGCAGAGCGGGUGGAGAUCGACAUAACUCUGGGAGGCUGCGGUUUCGCGGUUGACGAGUCGCUCCUGCUUUUGGUGAAGCACAUGGCGCCAAGGCUCCAAAGGAUUACCUUGGACCUGAAAGGAAGCAGCUUGAAGAACGCCAGCCUGGCAGAAGUGGCCAACUUCCUGUCCCCAGAUGUACAGGACAUCCUGCUGGAUUUGCAGGGCUGCCGGACCGUGACGGACACGGGUCUGAAGCGGUUCAUGGAGAACCUCAUGGACUGCGACAGGUCGAAGUUGAGCACCGUCAGCUGUCUUCUCAUGGGCACCAAGGUGGUGGAGUCCUGCCAGGAGGCCUGUGAGAUCUUGGACCUGGAGCAGAUUCAGCAGGUUCGCCGCGAUUUGGAACUUCAAGAGAGGAAGAACCAGAUCAAGCGCUUGAUGAAGAAUGUGCUGCAAGGGAAGGCGGCUAUCGCAUCCUUCCGGAAGCUGCUGCAAAGCAACGUGGAGGUGGCUGUCCGCGGAAUCCUGGGGGAGCAGGGCUCGGUGGACGCUUGCCAUGUGGAGUGGGACAUCUCCAGCAAGGAGAUGCCUUUAACCUUUGACAAGGCCUUCCUCCGAGUGCUCCUGGAUGUCGGCGCAACCAUUGAGUUCAUGAAGCGCUCGGAAGCACCUCCAUACUCCGUGCUGUGGCCGCACGAGGGCCCAGAUCGGGACCCCGAGUCUUUGACCUACAAGGUGAACCACCGUCACCAGGCGUUUGCGGAUUCUUUCGCCCAGAAGCUGCCGGAGGUGCAGAAAACCGGCAGGAAAGCGGUUGCUGCUGGCUUGGUGGAGGCCCGCGCCGGGGACCUCAUCGUGGCCACGGUGCCCAAGUCCGUGGCCGCGCGGUUGGCCUUCAUCUACGCGGCGCGGGAGGGCAACACGGAGGCGGUGGCGGCGAUCUUGCGGGAGAAGGGAAGCGAUCUGCUGGCCCAGGUGGAUGAAGCCACUUGGGACGAGGAGGACCUCCUGCACUGCGAAGUGAAGCUGGACGCUGCUCCCCACGGCACAGCCCUUCAUGGAGCGGCUCAGUACGGUCACAGCGAGGUAGUCCAGAAGCUGAUCGACUGGGGCGCUGAUGUCAACCAGCUGCAGUUUGGAACUGACGCCACCGCAUUGACCCUGGCGGCCCAAAAAGGUUGGCUUGAGGUGGCCUCCAUCCUGCUCGAGAACGGCGCGGACAUCGAGGCUCGGGACAUGACGGGUCGCACUGCCCUGAGCUGGGCUGCUGAGAUGGGCCAUUUGCACGUGGUGGAGGAGCUGCUGGAGCGGGAGGCCCACAUCGAUUUGCCGGACCGCAAGGGCAUGACGCCCCUGAUGUACACGGCCGGCAUCGGCCAGGUUGCAGUGGCACAGAAGCUGAUUGAAGCCGGUGCGAACAUCAAGGCGGUGGACAAGGAAGAGAAGACAGCCGCCUUGCAUGCCACAAUCUAUGACACAGACAAGAUGGGCCUGCAGCAGAAGAAGCAGAAGAUCCUUGACAUGAUCCAGCUCCGGGAAAAGGAGCUCGAAAGAGAAGCUGAACGCGAAGCCGAGCGCGCUUUGGAGCUUGAGCGCGAAGCAGUUGAAGAGGAAAGCGAGGUUGAGAUGACCCCAUGAACGGCCAUGAUGGCCCUUCGGCUUGGGGCAGAUUGGGGCAGCAUUUCUGGCGGCGAGCAAAGCUCCUGCCAACCCUCGCAACGUGCCAAGACGGCUCC
Molecule: messenger RNA, 3338 nt
Organism: Effrenium voratum
Lineage: Eukaryota; Dinophyceae; Suessiales; Symbiodiniaceae
Source: the annotation of a GenBank genome assembly